CACGCCCCUCCUCCCCCCAAUCUCCCGAGCCUUCUUUCUCGUCCCCAAUCGCGUCCCAAACCCCCCACCCACCCUGCGCGGAUCGAUCCCCCACCGACUGCGCAGUGGCAGCCGCAGCCGCGUCCCCGUCUUCCUCCCCGCCGAUUCGGCCGAGCGAUCGCGGCUGCCCUCGUCCACCCAUGCUUCCCCGGGUGGCUGCGGACGAGAUAUGAGCCGGCGGGGAAUCGACGGAACCGCCGACGCCACCCGCCAUGGACCCCUCCGAGCGCCCCGCCGUCGUAUUCGACAACGGCACAGGGUAUAGCAAACUUGGGUUUGCUGGUAACUCCGAGCCGUCUUUCACCAUCCCUACUGUAGUAGCUGUGAAUGAAUCUUUCUUGGACCAAUCAGAGCAGUGCAGUAGUGCAAAUUGGCUAGCACAGUAUAAUGCAGGUGUCAUGGCUGAUCUUGAUUUUUUUAUCGGGGAUGAGGCUCUGUCACAUUUCAAAUCUAGUGGCCUGUACAGUUUAAGAAGCCCAAUUCGUCAUGGUCAGGUGAAUGACUGGGAUACAAUGGAGAGAUUUUGGCAGCAAUCCAUUUUCAAUUAUCUACGGUGCAAUCCUGAGGAACACUACUUCCUACUUACAGAUAGUCCUGUCAGUACGCCGGAAAGUCGUGAAUGUAUGGGAGAAAUUAUGUUUGAGACCUUUAAUGUCCCUGGUCUAUAUAUUUCUGUGCAAUCUGUGCUCAGCCUUUCUGCUGGAUUUGCAUAUCUGAAAAGUCUUUCUGAAGAGGAUUCAGAAGAUUCUGUGUCUGAUAUGACAGGUGUAGUAGUUGACAUUGGGGAUGGAGCUCCACAUAUUGUGCCAGUUGUAAACGGCUAUGUAAUUGGGAGUAGCAUAAAGUCUUUUCCUCUUUCCGGAAGUGAUGUAACUCAGUUUGUUAUGCAGCUCUUACAGGAAAGGGGUGAGCUUCUUCCACCUGAUGAUGCUUUGGAUAUAGCUCGUAGGGUGAAAGAAACGUAUUGCUAUACUCCUUCAGACAUUGUCAAGGAGUUCAAGAAGCAUGACAGCAAGCCUAGUAAAUAUAUCAAACAAUGGUCUGCAAUCAAACCGAAGACUGGGGUUCCAUACACAAUUGACGUUGGAUAUGAGCGUUUUCUUGGACCAGAGAUCUUCUUCCAUCCUGAGAUGUAUUCUGCUGACUUCUCCACUCCUUUACCUGAACUGAUUGACAGCUGCGUUCAAUCUGCACCAAUUGACACAAGGAGAGCUUUGUAUAAGAACAUAGUAUUAUCUGGUGGAACUACCAUGUUUAAAGACUUCCACAAGAGACUCCAAAAUAAUAUAAAGAAGAUAGUAGACGAACGUGUUGCCGAAACUAAUGCACAUCAUCGUGUGGAGGUGAAACCUGUUGAGGUCAACGUAGUCACCCAUCCUAUACAGAGCUACGCAGUUUGGUUCGGGGGUUCUGUAGCUGCAUCCAGCCAUGAAUUCUUCGAGUGCUGCCACACAAAGGAAGAUUACGAGGAGCAUGGAGCAAGCAUCUGCCGAACAAGCACCGUUUUCAAAGGAAUGUACUGAAGUUUUGACAUAUCCGACAUUUUUGUAGGAGCUCUACUAGGUUUCUCCAAAUAGAAUAGAGUCAAAAUUGAUUCUCCUUUUGGCUCGUCUCAACCAUCACUGGGCCGAUAGAUUGUAGCUCAAUAUGUAGCUCUCUCUGUUCUGUACGACAUGUUGUGUAUAGUCAGCAAUUUUCUUCCUGUUCCAGGUGCAUGUUUGUUUGUAGCCAGUUGUGGUCGUAAGCAGAGAGAUGUUUUCCCCUUGUAUUCUUGUUUCAUCUAGAUAGAGGGUUGCUGAAAGAGUUUUGCUAUGUA
Molecule: messenger RNA, 1855 nt
Organism: Aegilops tauschii subsp. strangulata
Lineage: Eukaryota; Viridiplantae; Streptophyta; Magnoliopsida; Poales; Poaceae
Product: actin-related protein 3
Source: RefSeq, a predicted model, not a curated record